Dioszegia hungarica is the source of this 3453-nucleotide messenger RNA. RefSeq names its product rho guanine nucleotide exchange factor. The transcript has 7 exons. The record is from RefSeq and is a predicted model, not a curated record. Gene Ontology annotation, molecular function: guanyl-nucleotide exchange factor activity. The coding region runs from base 1 to 3453 and encodes 1150 amino acids. NCBI's taxonomy places the organism in Eukaryota, Fungi, Basidiomycota, Tremellomycetes, Tremellales, Bulleribasidiaceae.
AUGGCACGUCCCCCGUCGGAGGCGUUCCAAGAGUCGCUGGAGGGCCAACAAGGGAGGUCGCCUUCGCCCGUCCUACCUGCCCCUGACUGGGCCGCGCGGAAGCUCCAAAUACAUCAAGGCGGCGAAGACUCGGACGAGUAUGAGGAGGAAUGGGAAGAAGAGGCAGAUGAGAUCCGCUUCUUUCAGCCUGCCUUUCUCAGCGAGUCGGCGGUGCAGCUGCGAGAUCGCGUGGAGCGGAGAAGACAUCUCAAGGCGGGGAUCGCAUGGGUAGGGAGCUGUACGGGGAGAGACAUUGUCACUACUCUACACUCCUUCCUCCCAGCAUACACUCGCGAGACCCCCACGGAUCGUCGGUUCGCCCUCAUCACGGCGCAGUCGCUACAAAACCAACUAUGGUUUGUCGAGGUGGAUUGGGACAUCAAGCCGUUGCGGGACUCGCCGGAUGAUGUGUUUCGGUUCAUGGGGGAGAUGGAGGGGAUGGAGUCGGAGCUGCCCAAGGGGCUGAUGACAAUGGCGACGAGGUGCUACUCGCCGAGCUGCCCGGGGGACAACCGGUGCUAUGCCUCACGCUGUCCCUACCGGACAGCUCCGGUGACGUUCCUGUACGAGGCACCCCAGCCCGUGCGGGAGCCAAAGAGGGACUGGCAGGAGGAGGUCGACCCGCUGCAUCGGCUGUCUAGCCACCAGGUGGACAGGCAAACCAUCAUCCGUCAAGCGAUCCAGUCGGAAAUACAGUACGAGGCGGACCUCACGGCGAUGGAGAACUUCAUCAUCGGCCUAAAGGACGUAAUCCCCUACUAUCGGCUGGACGGCUUUCUCAGUGACGUCUUUGGCAACGCGAUGGAGUUGCGGGAGGCAUGCCGGCGGAUACUCGACAACUUUUCCAUCCGCCAGCGGGAACAACACCCCCUCAUUCGGACCGUCGGAGACAUCUUUCUCGAGGCGGCCACCGACUUUCGUCUCAUCUACCCGGAGUACACAGGCAACGUACCUUCGGCCGAGCUGGUCAUCCGGAAAGAGCUGGACGAGAAUCCCCAAUUCAGACUCUUCAAUGAGCGGGUGGUACGGGAGGACCGGCGACGAGACAUCAAGUAUCUCGUUGCCCGUCCGACCAACCAGCUCCAACGGUAUCCUGCCCUCCUCGAGGCGAUCUUGAACGCCACCGAGGAGGAGGAUCCGGACCGCGACUUUCUGGUCGAAGCCCUCAGCAGUAUACGGAAUCUAUCGGCCAUCUCGCAGCUCAAGGUGUUUCACGGGUCCAAGGGGAGAGGCCUGGCGGGCAAGAAGCAGUGGUAUGAUCUGGUGCCAGAGGAAAUGAGGAGGGACCUCCCCAAAAAAGAGCAAAAGCGGCAAAUGCAAAUAUGGGAGUUGAUCCAGGGGGAAAUGGAGUACGUGGCGGACCUCGAAACAAUAGACCAAUUGUUCGUGGGUGGCCUGCGCGAGGCCGAGCCUGCCAUCAUCGACCGGAGCCGCGUCGACGACUUUAUCGACCAAGUAUUCCACAACUAUCGGUCCCUCCUGCACGUCCACCAGGACCUCCUCGACAAGCUCCAGGCGCGACAGCUCGAGCAACAUCCCAGCGUCGGCGCUAUCGCCGACUUGGUCUUUGACGCCGCGCUCAACUGGCAAGAGGCCUACAUGGAAUAUGUCACGCACUAUCCCAUCGCCAAGGCCAAGGUGCAAGAGGAACAGCGAAAAAACAAGCGUUUCGCAGACUUCCUCGAGGCCUGCCUCAAACACCCCAUGUCAAAUCGCCAAGACGUCUACCACUUUAUCAAUCGGCCCAUCCCCCGUCUCCUCCGGUACAAUCUCCUCCUCGCCGAUAUUCUCAAGUCUCUACAAGAGGUCGCCGACGUCCACCCGGAUAUCGAAACAAUCCCCCAGGUCAUCGAGCUUAUCGGGCUGCUGGGCAAGGCGACGCAAAAGGGAGUGGCGGUGAAUGAGGCCAAGGUGGAUCUCUGGAAUCUGGAGCAGACGCUGGAUAACGGAAAGUUUGGGUCGCGCGUGAUCAAGGAUCUUGACCUGCUCAACCCAAUGCGGGAGCUCAUCUACAAGAGCACGGUGUAUCGCCAACCGGAGUCUAUCGGGAGCAGCUGGGUCGAGCUGCGCUUGAUCCUGUUGGACAACUACCUCGUCUUGGCCAAGCCGGAGCGACGCAAGGGGGAAAAAUUCAUCAUCAAUCGGCGGCCAAUCCCCAUCGAGCUGCUGUCGUUGGGAUCAUUUGGGGAGGGGCCAAGAAGCAGGCCAACGGGAAAGCUCUUUGGCGCAGCGGAGGAUAUGAUCUGGCCUUUGAACGUCUUGUUCAUCGGCCAGGGUCAGCUGGGCGGGCAGUAUACGCUCUUUGCCGAGUCACAAACGGUCCGGAACGAAUGGCACGAAAAGCUGCAACACGCCAAGGUGCUUCGCGCCGAGGUCAACGACGCGGCCAAGGUGUUUGAACUUACACCGCUGAGCACCGACACGUUCUACCAGCCGUCCAACUAUACACGAUUCCUGGUGGCGAUCGGAUGCGAGGAGGGCGUGUGGAUUGGGCUUCGGCACGAUCCAUCGUCUCUGCGAAAAGUACUCCACGUCAAGGCGGUCACCAAUAUUGCAGUGUUGGAGGAGUUUGGCAUCUUUUUGGUUCUUCAGGACAAGUCUCUUCUCGCAUACCAUCUGGAAGCCCUCGUCCCUUCUGGACUAUCCCCUCAGGUCCGCUCUGCUCCGCAACGCCUAUCCCCCGGCAAAGACAUCAUCUUUUUCACCGUCGGUCAGCUCUCUGGUCGUACCCUCGUCCUCUACAUGAAGCGCAAAGGCAACGACUCUUUGUUCAGGGUACUCGAGCCCAUCACCAACAGCGACAACCGGCAGCGUCGGCCAUUCGGAAACCUCCUCGGACAGCGGAGCGAGUGGUUUCGCCUGUACAAGGACUUUUUCAUCCCUACGGAAGCCCUCAGCGUCCACUUUCUCAAGCACAAGCUUGCAGUGGUCUGCGCCAAGGGCUUUGAGAUUAUGGAUCUCACAGAUCUCAAAGGAGGGUCCAUACCGCCGAAUCGAUCCCAAGAGGCGAUCGAGUGGGAGGGCAGGCCGGACAGCGCCGCGUUCCACCCGCCAUACGUCUUGCUCGUCUCGGCGCAAUUCAUCGAGAUACGUCAUAUCGACACGGCCAAGCUGGUGCAGAUAUAUACGGGGGGAGAUAUCAGAUUGACUUGGGAUGGGACCGGCGGAAUGUCUAGACCCCUCAUUGAUAAUCCCGGUCCGAAGGGCUAUGGCCCAGAAGUCAAAUCGCAAGAGCCAAACAUCCACAUCUGCAGGCGGCCAGAUACUCAAAAGGCCAGAGGCGUCAUCGGGCAACACGUCUUUGAGUUGACCCCUACUUUGUUGUUGAACAAUCCACUGCUCAAUCCCAACACCCAUGACUCCAACUACUUUCCCCCGGCUCCACUUGUACAGGUGAGUCAAGGCCAGGCAUAG